Messenger RNA from Antechinus flavipes (yellow-footed antechinus), 1692 nucleotides. RefSeq names its product MAPK regulated corepressor interacting protein 2 (gene MCRIP2). The transcript has 5 exons. NCBI's taxonomy places the organism in Eukaryota, Metazoa, Chordata, Mammalia, Dasyuromorphia, Dasyuridae. The coding region runs from base 880 to 1332 and encodes 150 amino acids. The record is from RefSeq and is a predicted model, not a curated record.
UAUAUUUAGGGGUAUGUUGGAGUCAGCUCGUACCAGCGCCUGGGAACCAAUUGUUAAAUUUAGUGUGAGCAUUUGUAACUUGGAACUCGCAAACGCUACAAAUGAGGGAUUGGUUUGUUCUUUUAUUGAUAUUCUAGACUUGAGAAGAUGUGAAAAAUGCAGAUUAAACUUGUUUGUCAGGCAUAUAUUCACCCACCUAACCCCCCCCCCCAAAAAAGAAAAGGCUUGUUAAGCCUUCAGCAAACACUCCCAACCCCCACCAACUCCUAUCUUCGUCCUUUUAUCUUUUUCAGCCCUGUAUAGUGAGCAAACAACCCCAUAAGAAGUCUUAUGACCGAAGUCUUGGGCUGAGUUUGCAAAGGGUGCCAAGAGAAUUUCCCUCCAAAAAGUUACACUAGCUUUAUGACUUAAGGGCACCUGAAGGACAUUUUAUGAUCAUGCAGGGAAUCCAGACCCCAAAGAACUCUCCGUAUUUCAUUUCCUAGUUGGGCUGUCUUCCCAUGAGCUCGAGCAAACCAAGUUUUCUGUAGCUGCCCUUAAGUACCAGACGCUGGACUUCCGCACGGGUUGUAGGUCCCUUUAAGACGCUUGGGGGCGUGUAGCUAGCAUGCCUCAGUCCUUCUCUUACUCUCCCCUAGCAUUAAAGGGGAAUCGCAAUUUCUCAGACGCAGAGCGAAGUUAAAGCAGAAGGUAGACUGGGAGAGUUUGGCAGCCACUUGACCUGGUCUAGUCGGACUGUGCUGGGCUGGGUGGUCCCGAGGGGUCGGGGCCGAGAUCGGAAGGUGACCCUCGCCCCCCACCUUUGCGUUGUCACCUCUUCUCCAAGCUGGGACCCCCUGACCACGUCCUGCCUCCCCGGAGAACCGCGGCGAGCGCAGAAUGUACACGAUCACCAAGGGACCCAGCAAGUUAGCCACGCAGCGGAGGACAGGUCCCACGCAGCAAUUGGAAAGCAAGCUGGGAGAGCACCUGAAAUGCCGGCGGUCAGCGCAGCAGCCGCAGCAGCCGCCGGGCCCCUGGCCUCUGUCAAGCCUGGCCCCAAAGCUUGUGUUCAACAGAGUGAACGGCAGGAGGCCUCUGGCCACAACUCAGUCCAUUACGGCCACAGAGGAGAGUUACACACUUGCCCACGAGGAGAAUGUCCGCUUUGUCUACGAAGCCUGGCAGCAGGUGGAGCAGCAGCUGGUGGGGAGCCAGGCAGGUGAGAGUGGGCCUAGACCUGUGCAGUAUGUGGAGAAGACACCUAACCCUGGGCUGCAAAACUUUGUACCCAUUGACUUGGAUGAAUGGUGGGCCCAGCAAUUUCUGGCUGGGAUCAAUAAUUGCUCCUAAAAAGCUGCAUUGGGAGGAGGAGAGUUGUCUAUAGUCAGGGGCCAUCUACCUGCUGACCCAGAGCAGGCAACACCAACAGAAGAGGACCACUGCCUCCUAAGCCAGCCCCCUUGUCUGGGGGAUGAGGCAGGCACCUGCCAUCCCAGAAGUGCCAGCAUUUGGACAUUUGGAACUGCUGCAGCCUCUGGCCAGGCUACCUGGGUGCUACAUGUAGUGGGAGGGGGAGUAGAGGCCUGUUGGCCCCUCCCACCUUGACUUUGCUCCUGCCAGUUGAGCCCAGUGGGAAGCCCUUGCAGAGCUGGGAUACAGCUCUCCAAGCCAAUAAAGAAUUUAAACCUGCCUGCCCUUGUGCAAUGUAAA